Clonostachys rhizophaga is the source of this 744-nucleotide messenger RNA. NCBI's taxonomy places the organism in Eukaryota, Fungi, Ascomycota, Sordariomycetes, Hypocreales, Bionectriaceae. The record is from the annotation of a GenBank genome assembly.
AUGAUUGUUCACGGAGCAUGGCACCAGCCGCUUCAUUAUACAAAUCUCCUCAAUUCACUCCAAACAAAGGGGUACACUGUUCGAGUUCCAGCUCUCGCUACGGCAGGUUGGGAUCAGAGCGUGUCUGGAAAAAGUGUCUCUGAUGAUGUGGCCAUCUUAAAGAGCACCAUGAAAGAGUAUCUACAAGCUGGGAAGGAGCUUGUGGUAGUGUGUCACAGUUUCGGUGGCAUCUCCGGAACGGCCAGCGUGGUCGGAGAAACUAUUCCAGAGAGGCAGGCCCGAGGAGAUGCUGGAGGAGUGAAGGCGGUCGUCUUCAUCGCAUCUUUCGCUCCUCCUUCCGCCGGUUUGAGUCUUGUCGAUAUCAUUGGUAUCAAAGACGAGUCGCAGCAGCCAGACUGGUGGACGCCUGUUAACGGGCUGGGCUUAUUGGAACCAAGGGCAUCGGAUCUCUUGUACUCCGGGCUCGAUGAUGAGAUUGCCAGGGUGAAUUUCCAUGCUACAGCGCCCCAGAGUCUUCAGAGCUUCCAGGAUAAGAGCAAUAAUGCCUCGUCCGAUAUUAUUGUCCCAAAAACGUAUGUCGUCACGCAGAAAGACGCCAUUAUCCCCUCGGAAGGCCAAAAGGCAAUGGCAACCGCGGCCGGUGCAAAUGUCAUAGAACUGGAAUAUGGGCACAGCCCGUUUUUGAGCGCUGAAGGGGCAUCGAACAUUUUGAAGAUCAUUGAGCAAGCAUCAGUUUCUGAAUAA